CUUAGUCUGCUGCUGUUGUGCUGUAACCAUGAUGCUCCAGGCGGCUGUGCUCAGUGUCCUCUUCUUCUCUGUCCACAGUUUUACUAUACAGGCUUCUUUUGCAAAGUGCAACACCACUGAAGAUGACGAUUUCAGUGUGUCCAUGCUGUUGCAGAAGGCCAAUGUUAAUCUUGGAAAGAACUUUGAUGACCCUCUGGUGUUAUUUGGAGACAUAGCAGUGCCAACAGGUCUUCAGAACGCUGAUCCCUGCACAGCACGAGGCUGCCUGUGGCCUAAAUCCUCCAACGGCAACGUCUAUGUACCCUACCGCAUCUCCAAUGAGUACUCCACACGAGAGAGAAAAAUCAUCGUCCAAGCCCUGCAGUCAUUUGCUCAGUGCACUUGCAUCCGCUUCACCCCCUUGACUAAUGGACAGGAGGACUUUAUUGACAUCAAGUGUCGCGAAGGGUGUUACUCAUUUGUUGGGCGUCGUGGUAAUGGCCAGGUACUGUCUUUGAAACGUCCGGGCUGUGUUUACCACAAUGUCAUCCAACACGAGCUGCUCCACGCCCUGGGCUUCAACCAUGAACAGACUCGGUCCGACAGGGACCAGCAUGUUCGCAUCCUGCUGGAGAACGUCGAGCCUGGAAAGGAGCACAAUUUCAGGAAGAUCGAAACAAGGAACCUUGGCACUCCCUAUGACUAUGGCUCUAUCAUGCACUAUGGAAGGUAUGACUUCUCUAAGAACUGUCAGCCAACCAUCAUUCCCAUCCCCAACAAAAAUGUAGCCAUUGGCAGAGCCACCCAGAUGAGUCCGACUGACAUCCGUCGGGUGAACCUCCUGUAUGGCUGCAAAUGGACUGCUUCCAGACGUCACCUGAAACCUGUGCAAAGAAAGCGCUUCCUCUAGAAAUGAAAGAAAUCCAGAGCAAAUGAGGCAAACUGAUGCAACGUUGUACAAGCAACACCAGAAAUGCAUCUAGUGCUUAACGAAUGUGCUUUGAUUCAGAAUUUGAUCAAAUUAGCUUGCAUGCUGUCCUAAUGAGAAAUGAGGUGUCCAGUGACAUCAUCACAAAUUUACACUUACACAAAUAACUGCUUGUGAGCUUGAUUAUUUACUAAUAAAUAAACCAUGCUUAUUCACAUCAUAACCUCA
This is a messenger RNA of Perca fluviatilis (European perch), 1135 nucleotides long. Its product is annotated as high choriolytic enzyme 1-like. Gene Ontology annotation, biological process: proteolysis. The coding region runs from base 29 to 889 and encodes 286 amino acids. Gene Ontology annotation, molecular function: metalloendopeptidase activity; zinc ion binding. The transcript is spliced from 10 exons. The record is from RefSeq and is a predicted model, not a curated record. Lineage: Eukaryota; Metazoa; Chordata; Actinopteri; Perciformes; Percidae.